CUGUGUUUGCGGUGCCCUGGUGCUGGUGCUUGCGCCCUGCUGCUUUCAUCAUACCUAUGCUUGCAGGCAGUGUUAGAUCUCAUCUUUGUCACAAGCACCGCAUAGGUUUCCGGCAUCAUGUGGAAUGACGAAGACAACAACCCUUACGGCGGGAGCUUUGAGCGCCGAGACUCCUUUGCAUCUUCUGCGAACCCAUCUUCCCCCGUCACGCGCGACUAUCCCCGAUACGAUGCCCCCAACACGCCAUCUUCCACAGGCGACGAACCUGCCCGUCGCCAGUCCUCGGACGCCGAGAGCGAGGAGGAGGAAAAUGCCCGCUCGCAGGGCGAGCUGGUGCCGCGGCGCAAGCCUGGUGGAUAUGACAGCCGCGUCGAGCAGAUGCUCUACGAGAACCCGGACCUCCCCAUCUUGAUUACAGAUGCCGGGAAGAGCUCGGAGAGCGGGAGAUACAUCGUCUACACGAUCAAGACGGGAGAGCUUAUAGUGCGCCGGCGCUACUCGGAGUUCGCAUCGCUCAGAGAUGCGCUUACGAGGCUACACCCGACCCUCAUCAUACCGCCGAUCCCUGAGAAGCAUACCAUGGCCGACUACGCCGCCAACCCGACCAACGCAAAGCAGGAUCAGCAGAUAAUCGACCUGCGGAAGCGCAUGCUGGCCGUCUUCCUGAACCGGUGUCGAAGGAUGGAGCAGGUCCGGACAGACGGUGUUUGGUGGAGAUUUCUCGACCCGAAUUCGAGCUGGUCUGAAGUGCUACACUCUCACCCGGUAGCGUCCAUUCCCAAAUCGAUAAUGAAGGCGCCGCCGCUGGAUCCCGCCAACCCCACACCCGGACACGACUAUCUCCCCACUCCGGGUAAUUCUGCAAAGCUAAAGUCGGUGCCGGCGCCGCCGGUGGCGGACAGCUCGGCCGGCGCCCAGGUCUUUGCUCGGUUUCCGCCGGAGAGCAGCUCCCUGAGCGAGCAAGAACUCGACCCUUACUUCACCGCCUUCGAGACAUCCAUCAGGGAGCUUGAGUCGCUCCUCGUGGGGCCCAUGGAGAAGGUCAACCGGCGCACAUUAAGCCAUCUGUCCUCUCUGGGCUCGGACUUGGCUGAGUUGGGCGCUAAAUAUAACGCCUUUGCACUUUCAGAGCCAGCUCCGUCGCUCGCGCCCGCGAUUGAAAGGAUCGGGCAGGCAGCGGAUGCGUCGUACAUUGCCACCGAGGAGCUCUCAAGCUCGCUGGGUGCAAGCUUCGCCGAGCCGAUGCGCGAGAACGCGCAGUUUGCCGGGGUCAUCAGAAGCGUCUUGCGAUACAGGGUGUUGAAGAGGGUGCAACAAGACAUGACGGCGGAUGAACUCGCGAAGAAGAAGGCGCUGCUGGACCAGCUGGAGCGAAGCGAGGCGGAGGCAAGGAGAAUCGAGCAGUACCUCGCCGCCAAUCAGGCGACCCCGCCGCCUCCGAGGAGAUCGGCGAGCAUGAGGGAACCGCAGACGCAUCGGCGCGAUGGCAGUAACGAAGACACAGCGUCGAUCGACUCGGACUUCCCACCCACCCACGGCGACCUCUCGUCGGCGCCAUCCGCUAACGUCGGAGCGCCGGAAAGGACGGCCGCGGCGCCCAGCCAUCGGAAGGCCCCGAGCGCGGCGUCCAUCACGAACAAGAUCUUCGGCCCCCUUCGUCACGCCGUCCAGGGGGUGGUCGACGCGGACCCGGAGAAGACGCGGCGCGACACCAUCACCAAGACUCGGGAGUCGAUCGCGCAGCUCGAGCAGGCGAAGAUCGCCUCGGCCCAGGACGUCAAGGAUGCCAGUGCAAGCAUCCUGAAAGACCUGAAGAGGUUCCAGCGGGAGAAGGAGGAAGACUUGAAGCGUUACAUGCUCGCCUACGCCAAGAGCCAGAUUGAGUGGGCGAAGAAGAAUAAGGAGACGUGGGAGGAGGCGAAGGCCGAGGUGGAGAGGAUCGACGAGUCCUAGGGGCCGGGGCCAGGGCCAGUGAUGCACUCAUGCUCAUGCCUGCGUUAAGGUAACCAACGUCCCAAGGAGCGGCGCCGCAGCCCCCUCCCCUCUUUCGAGGUCCAACUAGCAUCGGGCCUACGCUUGUAAUGUGUUAAUGAAAAAGCGAUGGAUCAAUAGAUGCAAGCGAUCCCGGCUGUGGGAUUGCAUCAGCUGGGCACCGUGAGUUGGUGAUCCCUGGUCUGCCGGUGCUGCUGUCCGAUGAUGAUUGUACUUGCCUUAUGUACCGACCAACGUUAUGUCCUCGGUGUCAACACGCAUCACCUCAGCGUUGAGAUACUCGAUAUUCAACACUGUGCAUGUUACUGUGUGCUUUACUGUGUGACCCCGGAGCCCGAUAAGAUAAGUGAUUUGAACUGUCGAGG
Thermothielavioides terrestris NRRL 8126 is the source of this 2357-nucleotide messenger RNA. RefSeq lists its product as uncharacterized. The record is from RefSeq and is a predicted model, not a curated record. NCBI's taxonomy places the organism in Eukaryota, Fungi, Ascomycota, Sordariomycetes, Sordariales, Chaetomiaceae. The transcript has 5 exons. Gene Ontology annotation, biological process: retrograde transport, endosome to Golgi. Gene Ontology annotation, molecular function: phosphatidylinositol binding. The coding region runs from base 118 to 1953 and encodes 611 amino acids.